Molecule: messenger RNA, 888 nt
Organism: Canis lupus familiaris (dog)
Lineage: Eukaryota; Metazoa; Chordata; Mammalia; Carnivora; Canidae
Gene: CBY3
Product: chibby family member 3
Exons: 3
Coding region: 1-888 (295 amino acids)
Source: RefSeq, a predicted model, not a curated record
AUGGGAAAAGAGGGAUGGAAGAGAAGGGAGAGGGUACAAAAGACCGGCUUUCCUGUGCUACACUGUCGGCACCCCUUCUGUCCUGGGCCAGUCUGGCUUGCGGGCAUUGUGAGUCAUAGCUGGUGGACAGCAGCUGAGCGGUUCAGAGAGGGGCCAGGCCUGGGACAGCAGCUCAGCGCCUCCAACACAUCCUCCAGCAGUGCCCCUGGGUCGCCUUCAUCAUUCUGGACACCGGGGCUCCGGAGGCAAGGGCGCAGCCCCGCUCGCCCACGUCCCCGAGGCUCGGCAUCCGGCACCCACGGGCCAGACAAGGCCCACUCGGCCCUCGCCCUGGAGGCCUUCGGGUGCCCGGCUACCCGGCACACCGGCCGCCUGUGGGGGGAGCUGCGGCAGUUCUGGGAGGACCACUUCUCGCGGCGCUUCUCGCCACGGCGGCCGCCGCUGCGCCGCAUCUCCUCCAUGUCCGCCUUCUACCUGCUGGACCACCGGACGCGCCAGACCGAGCUGGGCCUCAGCUACGGGGCGCCGCGCACGCGCCUGAGCAACGAGGCCUUCGUGUUCCGCGGCGGCCGGUGGACCGCCGAGGGGCUGCCGGUGCGGUCGCAGGCGCCGCUGCCCUCGCCGACCAUCUCGAUGGGCUGGAAGGCGCCGGGGCAGCGGGCCAAGAGCCAGGUGCUGCUGGAGGAGAACAACUACCUGAAGCUGCAGCAGGAACUGCUUAUGGACAUGCUGACCGAGACCACGGCGCGCAUGCACCUGCUGGAGCAGAAGCUAGACUCCGAGGCCAGCCCGGCUGCCGCGGCGCGCGCCUGGCAGAGGAAGAUGCGCAAGCGCGAGGGCGCGAGCGGCGUGCUCAUGAUCGAGCCGCGCGCUCUGGAGUCGCGGUGA